AUGGGGCGCCGGCAACCGCGGAACCUGUGGGGGGGUGUCCAAAACACAGAAACUGGUGCACAUACGGAUGGUUUGCGGACUACCGUGGUAAGCGGACCCACAGCGGUGCAGGGUGGUCUGCCAGCCGAGCGUUGUGCGGUGGUGGACAAUCUUGCAAGUGGGACGGGUGAGAGGGAUGAAACCCCUGGGAAUAGUGCAAGGAACGGACAGCUUGACAGCAUGCACGCCGGCGAUGUGUACACUGACAGUGUGCCGCGGCACGAGGGAACAGCUGCGCUCACGGAUGCGAACGGUAGUAGUACUGUGGGUGCGAGCACCGUGACCGCAAUCGUGCAAGGUCUGGAUGAAGACGGUGCCAAUAAUAGAGGCGGUGGUGUGGGUGUGAGUACAAUCCCAGGCGGGGCUGAGGGGGAUGGCGUAGAUGCUAGCCUGAAUGUAAGUGCUAUGCCACACGGUAAUUCAGACACACAUGUGGAAGGAAAAGUAGUCAAGGCCGCCAAACGGAUCAAUCGGCGUGCGAAUCUAAAAAAGCUGCCCGCCACCAUGCCGCCCUCAUAUCCGGAGGACAAAAGCAACAGAAGUGAUGGUAAGCCGAGCAGUCGGACGAGCGUAACCAAUAUCACUACCAAUGAUGGGAACAGUGCACGUGCACGCGGAGAGGGUCCUGCACAGCGCUCGCUUACCUACUCGCAUACGUCAAAUGCGGCAGAGGAUUCAGACACGGCGUUUGCACAGAUGCUCGACGCAGAGAUCAAUGGGCGGAGGACGAGGCGAUCACGUGUGCCUGUGACACACAAUGAGAAGACAUCAACUGUAGUGGGGGUUGGUGAGAAGAGCCGUAGUGCUGAAGGAUCGGCAGCCGGUGAGACAACGGCCGCUGGUGAGGAGACGGCAACCAACGCGGAAGGGUCUACCAAUCGGGAGCCGGCGGUUAAACGUACCGCAGCGACGAGAGAGAAGGCUGCGAAGCGUGCGGUGGCCAUUCCAAGGCCUGGGAAAGUUGGGAAGAAUGUGGCGAGUGCUACGGUUGAAAGCAGUGCGAAUAGUGUGAUGGCGGCGGACGAAUGUGAGAAGCUAGAGAGAGGAAUGAGUACUUGGGUGAACACUGGCAUGGAUACUGAGACAGACGCGGGGAUUAGGCAAUUGAUUGAGACACAUACAGGCACGCACGGAGUGCUGCAGGAUUCGAAGGAUGUGAGAAACAAAGCGAAUGAUCGCUCAGAACCGAUUGAGGUGGACGCUGUAGUACGCAUGGAUUCGGAGGGGGAGACUGUGCACGAUAGGACUGAUGCUCUCCAAGUAGAUGAGGGCCCUGGCGAAACAAAUCAUUCACAACCACACACACCUGGGAAUAUGACUAUAGAUGGGAAGACAGAUUCACACGAAUACGCCGGAAUGGGCGCUGUGGCUGGGAGAAUGGGAGGAAAAACCAACAACGCAGACCCCGAUCUACCCCAAAAGGGACAAGUGCUCACGAUACCAGGAGACGCAACCGGAAAAGCGAGAAGUCAGAAACACGGGAGGGAUACCAAUAAUCGCAACUACAAUCCACACCGACAGCACUGGGCGUAUGCAACGUAUCUGCCAAAAGCAACCAGUACGGCUUCGGAAGGUGAGCCGUCUUCUGAGAAUCGGAGUGGUCGCCAUGGCAACGGGGAGCCGGUGGGCGUGCUGAGCAAGAAUACACAAACGGAUAGAGUCAUCGAGACGCCCGAUGUCGGAACCAUCACUGCUGCGCUCAAUGGCACAUUGAACAACACCCUCGCACGCACAUCGACUACCUCUAUACUGGGACUUGUCGCUGUGGAUUCGCUACCUACCAGCAAACACACCAUUGCGAAUGCGACUAAUGCCCCGGAGCUUGAAUCAGCGCAGUCUAGUCUGAGGGUCUCGCAGCCAUUAAGCUCGCCUACACCAGACUACCAGGCCCAGGGCCAAUAUCACCGCGACCAGUACCAAGCCCAGGUGAAAGCCUGCACGAGUCGAAGCAAGCGAGCCCGCUCCGCUGCCGGUGCGGACGAGCCAGCCCUCGUGCUGCAGAAUAGACGGUGGUCGACUCGCGCCAAGAAGCCUGUGGAAUACCAGGAACCGCAUAUAUACGAUAUCGGUGGUGUGUACGCGGCAGGGCAGCCCCGCAGCCACAACCCACCGACAAAGGUUGUACCGGAGGGCACGCUCGAGCUGGAAAAGGAGCUCGAGGGAAGGGCGUUGGUGGCACUCACGGCCAGUGAUAGCGAGAGUGACUACGGAGAUAACUCCGACGAGGAGGAUAUAUCUGUACCUGAGACGGCGGUGAGACCAGAGGGGUCGCUCGUGCCGUUGGUGGUAGAGAAGCAUAUGUCGAAACUGAAAGCAGAACCGGAAAGCGGGACGGGGAAGAGUAUCACGGGUGCUGGGGGGGGAGGUAAGGGUAAGGGUGCAGCCGGUUCAGGUACGCAGCCACAGAAGAAGAAGAAGCUUUUGCCCAAACAGAUCAACUUCAUCCUGCCUAUACCGCCAGUAACAGGGCACAAGAGUGUGACAUAUGGGGGCAGGCAGGAAGCAUCGACAGCCAAUAAAUCUGGUCGAAACAACCCCGGCAGGCAGACUAAGACCGAGAAGUUGAUCGAAAACACAAACUACAGCGCCGAUGUGGCACUGGAAGUGGUGCGGACAAUUAACAAGCGAGUUCUAGCACUGGACAAUAAUCGAGGAGCUGGCCCGAGCUCGGCGAUCGCACUUGAAAUCGCGGCGCAGGUGGCGAACGAAGAUUUGGUCGCUGAGAGAAAUGUUGUGAGGCAGAAGAAAGGGAAGGUUGCCCCUCCCCCGGGCGAGAAACCGUAUGCGUGCCGUGUGGAAGGUUGUGGGAAAACGUUUAGAUAUUCACAGAAUCUGAACGCCCACAGGGCUGUACACACGGGUGUGUAUCCGUACCCGUGCACGUGGGGGAGUUGUGAACACAAGUUUGUCAGCCAACGAGACCUUUCGAGACACACGAGAUCGUCACAUACCUUCGAGAGGCCGUUUAAGUGCCCUGAGCCCGAGUGUGGCAAGUGCUUCCCACGGGCGGAUACUUUAACCAUCCACCAGCGUACACAUACCGGAGAGAAGCCAUAUAUUUGUUCAUGGGGUGGGUGCAACCGUGCCUGCGGUACGCAGAGAGAACUCGUGCGACAUGUACGCACUCACACUGGGGAGAAGCCCUUUGAAUGUCCGGUGGAGGGGUGCACACGUCGGUUUGCAGACGCCAGUGGUAGAAAUCAGCACGAGCGCGCACACAACAAACCCUACAAAUGCCCAUACGGACAGGAGUGCGACAAGUCCUUCGCCUCCAGGGCCGGUCUGGUACAACAUUUGCUUAUGCAGCAUGGUCUCGUGGUAGGGGUGGUAACCAAUGUGAACAAUUAAUCAGGAAUAGCAUCUCUGUCUGAGCUCUCGCACAACAUUUAUACUCGGCACUGAAAGUAGGAAUGAAGCGUUCUACUAUUCGGUGCGGCAGUAUUGUUUCAUGCUUCUACACCGCCGAGGUAGUCACGCUGACUUAAACCGUACGAGCGCUGAUAUACAUGCAGACCGGACGGGUUUCUACCUCUAGUAGGAACUAUCACGGAUGACGAUGAUGGAGACUUGGGAAGAUCCCUACUCUAGAGGAAUGAGCAGUAAAAGUGUAAGAUCCCUCACGGCUCAUAUGCCUGGGUAGGUAUUUCAUAAACAAAAAGAGUUGAGCAG
Messenger RNA from Sphaeroforma arctica JP610, 3708 nucleotides. RefSeq lists its product as hypothetical. Bases 1 to 3387 code for a protein of 1128 amino acids. Gene Ontology annotation, biological process: regulation of transcription by RNA polymerase II. NCBI's taxonomy places the organism in Eukaryota, Ichthyosporea, Ichthyophonida. Gene Ontology annotation, molecular function: DNA-binding transcription factor activity, RNA polymerase II-specific; RNA polymerase II cis-regulatory region sequence-specific DNA binding. The transcript has a single exon. The record is from RefSeq and is a predicted model, not a curated record. Gene Ontology annotation, cellular component: nucleus.